This is a messenger RNA of Patella vulgata (common limpet), 1533 nucleotides long. RefSeq lists its product as uncharacterized. The record is from RefSeq and is a predicted model, not a curated record. The transcript is spliced from 5 exons. Gene Ontology annotation, cellular component: membrane; cell surface. Gene Ontology annotation, molecular function: CD40 receptor binding; cytokine activity; tumor necrosis factor receptor binding. NCBI's taxonomy places the organism in Eukaryota, Metazoa, Mollusca, Gastropoda, Patellidae. Gene Ontology annotation, biological process: positive regulation of transcription by RNA polymerase II; tumor necrosis factor-mediated signaling pathway; extrinsic apoptotic signaling pathway via death domain receptors. The coding region runs from base 134 to 1153 and encodes 339 amino acids.
GGGGAUGUAGUCAUAUCCUAUAUUAAUCCUCAUGAAUCAUUACAAAACAGUAUUUUUUACAAAUGUUGUCAGACGUGAAUUAAUUUUGUAGGAAAGCAACAGUAGACUACACCUGUAAAUCUAAAUCAUUGAUAUGUUUUCAUUGUGUGGUAGUGGAAAUGUUGAAGACGGUAACUCGAUAACGUUAAGUCAUCAUGAAGCAGGGCGCUAUGCUCAUUUAAUGGAUGGAGGUAUAAGACGUGGCAGUACUGACUCGUGUACUCAUUUGAUACCUCUAAGAAACAGAAGUUCCAAUACAGAUAGCAUUUCUUCGGAAGCAAAACAAUCAUGUGGAUCAUUUCGAGGAAAAUUUACAGGUUGGAAUGGACGUGUCUGCUUCGCCAUAUUUAUUGGAAUGGUUUUGUUGGCUUCGACCGGUGUUAUUGUAAUGGCAAUGAUGUCACCUGUAAAUCAAGAUUAUGGACUAAUGUGUCUGAAGAAGUCUGAUUUGGAAGACAUACAAUUUUCCGACGAUGACAAUCGAAAAGAAAAGUUAAAUAAAGUAGUAAAGGAUGGACAAUUUAUGUAUUGUACUAAGUCUCCGAAUCAAAUGGAAAUAUUUUUGAAUGCGGUUAUUAAUAAGACAAAAACAUUUGGAUAUGAAGAUAUGAAUGACUUGCCAAGCAAGCUGUUUAAUGAUAAAGUUGUUAGCGCACAUGUUUUAAUUUCUGGUUUCAAGACACCGAUAAACACAGCUAUACCUAAUCUAGUCAAACUGUCAACCGAGAACUCAUUAACCCACCUAAAUGGCGUAGGACUGGGACCUUAUCGACUGAUCAUCAGAACCAAGGGGACUUAUUUUGUAUAUAGCAAGAUCAAGUUUGAGAUUAACCGCAGAAUCAAUUAUCACGCGACAGAUGACCAAGUUAAAAUGUACCAUAAGGUUGUGUGGAAUAGACGAACACCCAAAGAUGACGGCAAAGACGAACUUCUUUUAAACGAACAUACAGACAUUUUGGACCAUAAAAAGCUUGACUUUUCCAGUUAUGUAUCUGGAAUUUUUCAGCUGGACGAAGGUGAUGAAAUUGGAGUGACAGUGACAAAUCUCGAUUAUAUAUCUCGCAUUAAAAAGAAAAAUUUUGUUGGACUGUUUAUACUUGGUAAAACUCAAUGAACGAAAUAAUUCAUACCAUAGGAGUAUUAUAUUUGAUUGUACGGACUAAGAUAUUAAUUUUAUUUUCAUAAUAAAUGAUAUUACCACUUUUCUUAGUCUAUUGUAUUAACUCUAUUGUAAGAACUCCUUCAGUUGGAAAACAAAAAUGUUAUUAAAUUGUCCCAGAACUGAUUGUUUCAAAGUUUUAUAAGAUGUUUUCGAAUAAUUUUACAUAAAUUAUUUUGAGUUAUUUUAUUUUUUAUCGUAACUUUCAUUAUUUCCUUAUUAUAUUAAAUAAAUCAUAAUUAGUCUGGACCGUUUGUUGAUCACGUAGAAAUAUAAUCUUUUUUGAGCAGAGUAUACCAUCAAUAUGUAAUUUUUUGUGUGCUCAGUUUGUACAA